This is a messenger RNA of Acanthaster planci (crown-of-thorns starfish), 2073 nucleotides long. RefSeq names its product WD repeat domain 38 (gene wdr38). Lineage: Eukaryota; Metazoa; Echinodermata; Asteroidea; Valvatida; Acanthasteridae. Gene Ontology annotation, molecular function: protein binding. The record is from RefSeq and is a predicted model, not a curated record.
ACGGAAGCGAUUGAAAGUCUGUGUGCAUCUCAGAGCAUGAACGUGAUCACGAAAUACGUAGAGGCGGACUCCAGACCGUGUUGCUACAGACGCUCAAGAUUGGUUGAUCGAUCGUGUCGAAAACUAACUAGGCCCUACGUUUAUUUCCUGGAAAGUGUACGAUGUUGACUUAAAACGAAGUUACGUUCGGCAAGGAACGCCAUCGAGUGAAGGGCAGAUUAGGCCUACCUGCCUGCUACCAGAACAAUGUUGUCAGCUCAACUUGAGCUUGAUGGAACUUUUGACCACGCCCGCAAGAAAGAAUACAGCAAACACAAAGAUGAGGUGAAUUGUUGUGCCUUUUCUCCUGAUCUGGAGAUGAUGGUGACAGGUGCGGAUGAUGGCAGAGUCCGAGUGUUCAACAGACUAAGCGGCCAACUGGUCUGCAGGCUGAUUGAGCACAAAGGUGCAAUCAAGAGUGUUGCAGUUUCAUCUGACAGCAAAUUCAUUGCCAGUGCAUCUUAUGACUCAACUGUCAUCGUUUGGAGGACUGCUAAUGCAUCUGUUGUGUACAGGUUGACAGGUCACAGUAGAAGUGUAGAGACCGUUGCUUUCUCUCAUGAUAGUCGGUUGCUAUGCUCGGGAUCCUGGGACAACACUGCCCUCGUCUGGAACCUUAAAACUGGCACGGCAAAGAAUGUUCUCACUGGCCACAAAAAUGUCGUGCAGUGCUGUGCCUUUUCUCUCAACGACAUGUUCCUGGUGAGUAGUACAAAGUACAAGAAAUGCUAUGCACAACAUGAAUACAGUGUUCCAGUCGAGUACACUUCAACGAUUGCAACUGGUUCUUGGGACCACACUGUACGUCUGUGGUUGAUGAUCCGAGAUCCUCGUGUGGAGCAGUGUAGAAUCCUUAACGGACACACAGGCAAUGUCUACGCUGUCGCCUUCUCAAGCUUGGGCAUGCUGGCCUCAGGCUCGUGGGACAAAACUAUCCGGUUAUGGCGGCCUCGAGACGGCAGCCUGCUCUUCAUUCUGGACGACCACAGUGGAUGGGUGAGGGCGCUAGCUUUCUCACCAGAUGGGACUAUACUGGCCAGUGCCAGCGAUGAUGAAUCGGUCAAAAUUUGGGAUACACUAUCAGGAGAGUGUGCAAAGACGCUGCAGGGCAAUAUGGAGCAGCUGCAGACCUGUAUCUUCUCAACAGAGGGCGCCCUCCUAGCAUCUGGUGCCGCCACCAUGCCCAACCUGACAUUCAAGACCUCAGCAGCUGACAACAAGGCACCCUGUGCAACAAAUCUCAGUUUGGAGUAGUCGACAGAUGGCGCCCUUCUGCUCCUCCGUAAUUCUGGAGAUUUUUUUCUUAUUCAGUCCUGAAUGAUUCUAAGGGAUCAAACAACUGUGGGAACUGUAGGCUACUAAUGUAGCUCGAUGCCCCUCAAAGAGAACAAAGAAUAUGCGACUGGAUUUCUGUACCGUACUGUGAUUGAUUGCUGAGGAUUUGGGAAAGUUCUAAGCAAAAAUACACAGGAUUUUAGAAUUUUUUUCAAACGCACAGAAAUCUGCUGUCCAUUGUUAACCCGCCUCAUCUUCGCGUUUGCUCUUCUCUUUCUUGCGUCCGUGGACAAAGGUUCCUGCAAAGGUGACAACUUUCAAAGCAAUGAAAGAAAAUACUUCAUCUCCACAUUAGUAGCGGUUACUGCUCCUGCGCGCAAAAUGUUGAAAAUGAUGGAAGUAGAGUAAAAGCUCGUUGAACAUUGGUGCUUUUGCUCUGAUGACAGAAAUGUGACAAAUCUCCUCAGUUUUUUUCGGCUGUGUAUCAUGCUGGACCACAGGGUAUUGUUAAAUAAUAUUAACUUCUACUUUCUCAUGAUGAUGGGCAUAUCUACAGAUUGUAAGAUUCAUAUAUGUUGGAAAAUUGACAGAAACUGCAUGCAAUAUAGUACUGUUUCAAUGUCGAACAGACCUCUGUGUGCUUAAUGAAAAAAAAGUCUGAGAGAUUGGAAUUGGUUAUACUUUAUUUACAUGUUGAUUGGUGUGUUAAAUAUUGUUGAACAAUGCGAUUUUGUAAAUAAAACAAUGUUAUAAGAUUAA